AUGUCAAUCAAACCAAUCGCUAUUACUGUUCCUCAACCUUCUACUCUGAGAGGUCAAGCUAGUCAUAUCUCGUAUGAUCCAGUCAAUGAAAGAUUGGCAUAUGUCAACGGCAAAUCGAUUAUUGUUAGGCCCGUGGAUUUCAAAGCUACCGCCCCUGUGAUUUGUUUCAGCAAGCAUAUUUGCAACACCACAGCUGUCAGCUUCUCACCUUCAGGGUUCUAUGUUGCUUCUGGGGAUGAAUCUGGUCAAAUCAAAAUUUGGGAUGCUUCCAUUGAUGCAAAGGAUAAGUCUACCAAAUUUGAACAGCCCACUAUCAAGAGUGAAUUUCAAAUUAUGUCCGGGCCAAUUAGAUCCAUUGCAUGGGAUGCUGACAAUUCCCGUAUAAUUGCCGUUGGUCAAGGUAAGGAAAAAUUUGGGCAUGCGUUCACUUGGGACAGCGGUAACUCUAUUGGUGAUAUUCAGGGCCACAGCGCUGCUAUUAAUGCCGUGGCUAUCAAACCUCAAAGACCAUACCGCGCAGCCACUGUUGGCGAUGAUUUUGCCUUAGUAUUCUUCAAUGGUCCUCCAUUUAAAUUUGACAAGAGUUUGAGAGGACAUCAUACUAAUGUAGUUAGAGAUGUGAAGUUUAGUCCUGAUGGAGAACAUCUUGUUUCUGUAAGUUCGGAUAGAAGUAUUGUUAUUUAUCAAGGUAAGACAGGAGAAUUUGUCAAGCGUAUUGAAAAUGCGCAUAACGGUGGUAUUUUCGCAGUUGCCUGGUUACCAGAUUCUAAAUUCUUCAUUACCGCUUCCGCUGAUAAUUCGUUAAAGAAAUGGGAUAUUUCCACUUACGAAAGUGUACAAACAUUCACAGUCAGCGAAAAAGUUACUGUUGAAAAUCAUCAAGUUGGGUUAGCUUUAGCUAAGGAGUAUGUGAUUUCUCUUUCUGCCAACGGUAACUUAAACUAUUUCGACUAUUCUGGUAAGUUGGUCGAAGCAGUCAAGGGACACCAAGCACCAAUUACAACUGUCAAAUACGACGAUGACUCAUUGUACACCGGUGGCGCUGAUGGGAAAUUGUUUCAAUGGAGUGUGCAAGAAGAUGGGCCAAGUGCUCUUCCAGAAUCAGCUACUGGUCAUACUAACUAUGUUGUUGAUAUCGUAAAAGUUGGUCUGUCGCAGGUUUCUGUCGGUUGGGAUGACACUUUGAAACUUUGGAAUAAAGAAAAUGUCUCAAAGUCCAUUCAAUUACCAGCACAAGCUAAGCAAUUGGCCAAAACUUCCAAUGGUGUCAUUGUAUUAUUCGAAAAUAAAAUACAAAUAUACACCGAAGAUCUCAGUUUAGUAUCAGAGCUUGAUUUUACAUUUUCAUCCAGUUCUAUUGGCGUGGUUUCCGAUUCCGAAUUAUUGAUCACCAACACUACCACCAACACUAUUGAAGAAUUGAGAAUCGAAUCCAAAUCAAUAACCAAAACAUCUAAAGAAUUCCCAAAGAUGAGAUCUCCUCCUACUUUAAUUGUGGUUUCUCCAUCCAAGGAAUAUUUUGCCGUUGCUGAUGCUGCUGGUAAAUACACUUUGUUCAAGACAUCAGAUGCUAGCGUUGUUACAACUAGAUGGGCAUUCCAUUCUAGUAGAGUUUAUGAUGCUAAAUGGACCCCUGAUUCCAAGUAUUUGAUCAGUGGUGGAUUAGAUAGUGGGUUAUUCCUUUACUCAGUAGAAAGACCUUCUAAAGUGGUUAAGUAUCCAUUAGCACAUCUUUCUGGUAUUUCUGGUUUGGAUUGGUUAUCAUACGAUUCCGAAGCUAAGGACGGUAGAUUUGUAACUACUGGUUUAGAUGGAACCAUUAGAACUUGGGAAGUUAACAUUUCCUCUUAA
This is a messenger RNA of Spathaspora passalidarum NRRL Y-27907, 1851 nucleotides long. RefSeq lists its product as uncharacterized. Gene Ontology annotation, cellular component: cortical actin cytoskeleton. The record is from RefSeq and is a predicted model, not a curated record. Gene Ontology annotation, biological process: positive regulation of actin filament depolymerization; actin filament depolymerization. The transcript has a single exon. The coding region runs from base 1 to 1851 and encodes 616 amino acids. Gene Ontology annotation, molecular function: actin filament binding. NCBI's taxonomy places the organism in Eukaryota, Fungi, Ascomycota, Pichiomycetes, Serinales, Debaryomycetaceae.